This is a messenger RNA of Closterium sp. Naga37s-1, 1374 nucleotides long. Lineage: Eukaryota; Viridiplantae; Streptophyta; Zygnematophyceae; Desmidiales; Closteriaceae. The record is from the annotation of a GenBank genome assembly.
AUGCCGAAUUCAGUCCCAAUUUCCGGCCCCGCCUCGCCCCUUACACUACCCCUGCUUGCGCCCCAGGAGGCGCGCAUGCGGCAGGAGGUGCUGAACCCAUUCCGCACGGUGCGCAUGUUUCUGUACGGCGCGUUCAUCGCGUCCGCGUCCAUCGGCGCGCUCAUCACCGCCACCUCGCUGCUCGCCAUCGCGACCGGCGCGCGCGACGCGGACGCACUGCAGAUCCAGGACUCGCUCAAGGACCUCGGGAUUGACGUGGCGGCUGUCGCUAUAUUCGCGUUCCUGUACCGGUCGGACGCACGGGGCAAGGACGCAUCCCUGAACCGGCUCACCCGGGAGGAGUCCCUGGCAAAGCUGCGUCUAGAGCUGCCCACGGGGCGCAUAGUCAGCCUCGCCCAGCUGCAGGGCUCCUGUCGCCUCAUCAUUGUCGCCGGCCCCCUCUCCCACGUGCAAACCGCUCUCGCUGCUGCUGAGCCGUACCGCGCUGCACUCCUGGAGCGAGCAGUGGUGGUGGCGCCACUUGUGACUGUGGGUGCUGAAGCAGGGGUGGCGGCUUCUGGGAAUGUUGUGCUGCCGGGAAAUUUUAAGGGGUUUGCGGAGGUGGUGGACCCUGCUUGGGGAGGUGAAGUGGCUGGGGAUGGUAGUGGUGCGGGGAAGGUGGGAGAGGGUCCUGACGUGGAGGCGGGCCCGUCGUCUGAUUUGCUGUACCCAGGAAUCACGCUGUCCGAGAAUGAGAUGCGAUGGGGAUUCAUCAGGAAGGUCUACGGCAUCAUCGGAGCACAACUCCUGCUCACCGCAGCCGUCGGAUCGUGCUUCGCUCUCAUCCCAUCCGUCCGUGAUUUCGGCUUGACCAAUGGAUACUUCAUGUUCUUCGCAACCAUCCUACCCUUCGCCACGCUCAUUCCUCUCGUCAUUUAUCGGUCUCGCCAUCCUCUCAACCUGGCCUUGCUCGCAAUCUGGACGGCGUCUAUGAGCAUGACCGUGGGGCUCAUCUGCAGCAUGUACAGCGGGCCCAUAGUGGUGGAGGCCCUUGGCCUUACGGCUUCAGUGGUACUGGGGCUGACAGCGUACACCUACUAUGCUGUCAAGAAGGGGCAGGAGUUCAGCUAUCUGGGUCCCAUGCUGUACGUCAGCCUCUGGCUGCUUCUCGGCUGGUCCUUCAUUCAAAUCUUCUGGGGCCUCGGCAGCGAGUUUGCUCUGGCUCUGGUGGGUGCUCUCAUCUUUGCCCUCUUCAUUGUGUACGACACCGACCUUAUCAUUAGGCGGUACUCAUAUGACGAGUAUGUGAUGGCAAGCCUCAACAUCUAUCUUGACAUCAUCAACCUCUUCAUUCGCAUGCUUGAGAUCCUACAGUAUCUGCAGGGCAACAACUGA